AUGAUAAAAAGCCUGCUAUGCUCCCAACCAGUUCUAGAAAUUUUUGAUCAAGAUUUACCAAUCAACAUUUAUACAGAUGCUUCUUUGGAAGGUAUAGGAGCCAUUUUAAAACAGAUACAACCUAAUGGAAAAGAAAAACCAGUGGCUUACUUUUCAAAAAAGUUAAAUGAAGCACAAAAGAAGAAAAAAACAAUAUACUUAGAAUGUUUAGCUAUAAAAGAAGCAGUGAGAUACUGGCAAUACUGGUUGAUAGGUAAAUCAUUUACAGUUUAUUCAGACCACAAACCACUGGAGAACAUGAAUCUGAAAUCUAGAACCGAUGAAGAGCUGGGUGAUUUAAUAUAUUAUCUCUCACAGUAUGAAUUCAAAAUAAAAUAUAAUCCAGGAAAAGAAAAUAUGGAAGCAGACUGUCUAAGCAGAAAUCCAGUAUUAGAAUCGAAUGAGAACACAGAUGAACAAUUAAAAAUUGUGAACUUAAUUAAACUGGAAGAUAUUGUUACAGAUCAAAAUAAAAAUGAAGAAAUACAAAAUAACAAAAACAAAUUGAUUGAAAAACAGAGUAUAUUCUACAAAAAGAUAAGGAAAAAAGAAAAAAUAAUUCUAUCAGAAGAGUUAAGUAUAAAACUCUUAAAAAAUAUACAUGAAAACCUAUGCCAUAUUGGAAUGGGACAAAUGCAAAAGACUGUUAGUCCGCUAUACACAGCCAAAAAUUUGAUAAAAAACAUCAAAAAAAUUUGUACAAGCUGUGAAAUUUGUAUUAAAAAUAAAUCAAGAGGACAUGACCGAUUUGGCUUGAUGUCUCAUCUAGGUCCAGCCACAAAGCCUUUCGAAAUAGUCUCUAUAGAUACAAUUGGAGGUUUUGGAGGUUCAAGAUCAACAAAAAAGUAUCUACAUCUGUUAGUAGACCAUUAUACAAGAUAUGCAUUUAUUUUAACCUCAAAAACUCAGAGUGCAAAUGAUUUUAUAAAACUAAUUACAAACAUAACAGAAACGGAGGACAUUGGUAUAAUUCUCACCGACCAAUACCCGGGAAUCAAUUCAAAAGAUUUUAAGAAAUUCUUAAAUGACAAGCGGAUACCUUUAGUAUUCACAGCAGUAAAUGCACCAUUCUCAAAUGGCCUCAAUGAGAGAUUGAAUCAAACAUUAGUGAACAAAAUCAGAUGUAAAAUAAAUGGAGAAGGAAAAAAAGAGCCUGGACAACAGUAG
Molecule: messenger RNA, 1206 nt
Organism: Parnassius mnemosyne (clouded apollo)
Lineage: Eukaryota; Metazoa; Arthropoda; Insecta; Lepidoptera; Papilionidae
Source: the annotation of a GenBank genome assembly